AUGACUUUCCUAGAACCGGCAGAUGAUGCUGAUGAUGAUAACGAAGACGAUAAUGAUGAUGACGACGAUGAUGAUGAUGGUGAUGAUGGUGGUGGUGGUGGUGGUGGUGAUGAUGAUGAUGAUGAUGAUGAUGAUGAUGAUGAUGAUGAUGAUGAUGAUGAUGAUGAUGAUGAUGAUGAUGAUGAUGAUGAUGAUGAUGAUGAUGAUGAUGAUGAUGAUGACGACGACGACGACGACGACGACGACGAGGAUGAUGAUGAUGAUGAUGAUGAUGAUGAUGGUGGUGGUGGUGGUGGUGGUGGUGGUGGUGGUUGUGGUGAUUAUUAUUAUUAUUAUUAUUAUUAUUACGGCGAACCAGUCCCUUCUCCCCCUGACACUGACGGUAAUUUUGUUUUUCACCUCACCCACCCAGACCCUCCCCCCCCAAACCCCAGUGUAAUGACCCGGAAGGAAGGUAGGAAAGGAAGAGAGCCGGUUCGGACGACGAGCACUUUAUUGGAAACUUGCGGACACAAGGGGGUUCAAGUGAUAAGAAAGGUGCGCUAUUUAUAGUGGCUCCUGUGAGUUCUAGAACAUUCCGACCAAUGGCGCAUGCGCGAUAGCCCCCCGGUGGUAACGUCUUGAAUGUUCAACCAGCGAUCGAUUGGGCCGCGCACGUGCAAAGCCACCACACGUGCUCGGCGCUGCAGUGCAUGCCGGUCGACCGUCUAACUUCACGCGUGUCUCAUGUCGCCGCCUUGGUCCCCUGUUCAGCGCCUUAGGCCGUGGCCCUACGCUGCUUGUACUCUCCAUAACACCCAGUUACAGAAAAACAUCUGCAUGCCCGCAUUGUUUUUUAAUCACUUAGAUAGCAAUAUAAAUGUAUAGGCCUGAUAAGAAUUUAUCGAAAGUUUACGUAUGCUUGCCAAAUUUUCUUUUGAAUUCUUCAAUGAAACUUUUCGCAUCUCUAAAAGAAUUCAUUAAAUAUUUUGGUUUUUCCUUUUAUCUGGUCUUAUUUACUGAUAGGGAAUAAUGAUGGGAUCUAACUCUCUGAUGGAUCAUUCUCCUUCCUCUUUUUUGCCUACUCUCGGUCUUAUCUCCUUGAGAGCAAAGCUCUAAAACCUCAGCCAUUUACUGUCUCGACAAUUUACUGAUCACCAAAGACGUCCUGAAUGGUUUGGGGGCUAGAAACAACUUUCUCGCAACAGACCAUGGUGGCAGAAAGUAUGUUACAUGACGGAACUGGAUCUGUAAUUAUUUACUCUGCUAACAGCACAGAUAUUAGCUAAAAGACCUGAUAAGCGUGUUUCGCCGAUCUUGUGCCACUGUCUGACGCAGCUGCGGGGGGUUCGGCUCAUUAGUGGGUCUUCCAGCUUUCCCCGUGUGUUUUCUGUUUUGUGAACACUAGUUUCGACUUGUCUGGUUUAAUUUCCGAGAAAGUUUGUGCGCAAAAUUGGAGUAAAUCUCUUGAAACAGACCUCUUGGUGAUCACCUACUACUGAAUUCCCCUGACUGUGUUUCAUCCCCCUGAACUACUGAGGCGUGUUCGCUGUCAGUAAAAAUAGGUGCUAUUUCUUGCGUGUUACUCGAGGCGAGCCUAUCCUCCAGUCUGGAGAUACAAUGGCAAACAGUGGAGUCCGAUAACCCGUCAUGCACUUUAAAUGUUACUAACGCGUUAAUGCCCGGAAAUAAUCCCAAUCUUCGGCUGAUGUUAUGCGUUCUCUGGUGUCCAAUCACGGGUGUUUUACUGCAGGGAAGUCCAGUGCUGAGAAGUCAAUUUGAAAAAAUUCUCCAAAAUGUUUUCCUAGCGUAAAACGAAUAUUACGCUAUAAAACACUGACGGAUGAAUGGAACAUUUCGGUUUGAAGGAGAUAUACCUAGGAUUUUAUUUUUAAAGCGUAACGCAUCCCCACGCACCGCCUGUUGCUGUUGCCUAGCUAAGACAACCUCAAUGACUAUGUCGACGGCUGAUAUACUGUAGGCUGUCUUUGAUAAAAAGCACUAUUUCGGCCUUUUGUAAGAUGACUAACUGCCGAUGUACGCUGCUUUGCUUCCCCUUAAAAACCAAUUAACGCUCUGUACAUAUGAUUUUUGAAAAGUCACAUUACUACUGGCAGUUUUUGGCGACGGUUUUGGUCAUUCCUGACCAUGCAUUCGGUUGACCAAAACGCAAACCACUUAGCCUGGAAUUUCGGUAAUAUCCAGUCGAAAACGGAGAAGAAAGAUCUUAACCAAUAUUUGUCAUUGUUGUCUAUAACGUCAUUACAUUCUUUUGAUAAAGUUGUGAUGUCUCGUUCGUAAAAUUUCCUCGAAUUGCAUGAGAAGCAAGAAACCACCUCAUUCGCAACCAUUGCCCCAAGUCCAUUAAAAUUACUCUGCAGAGUAUUGGGUAGGCUUAAGAGAAAAAGGUGGACGUAGCGUUUCUUCCCAGAUACAUUCUCCUAAGAGAACCCUAGUGACUUUUGCGGUGUGUUAACGGAUAUUAUUUUGGUCGAAACGGCCCGGCAACUGAACGGUGCACGGCGGUGAGUGGGGCCGAUCCUGGGACUUCAGUCCCCAAGGCACUUCAACGCAUGCGUCGCUAGUAAUGAAUCAGACACGUCCGAGUCUAUCACUACACGCUUAACACCGUGGCUUGGAAGAUCGCUGACUGCAGAUGCAACUCAGACCUCCCUGUCAGCCCAACACACGUGUAUGGUUUUUUGUGUGUUGUGCGGGUGGCAGGUCACGUAUGCGACACGCGCAGAUGGCUGUCAGCCACUCUUAGGGCCAAUUUCAAUAUCAGUAGGUUGACCGGCUCAGACACAGUGGACUGGUAGACAGGAGGGGUAGAGAGAGAAUGAGGUCGAUUCUGGGGACUCCAUCACCACGGCAUUCGGUGAAUACUUCACCCUGUAAACGAUCUGACGCGCUUUUGAACUAGCACGGUCGGCUAAAAUUUGUGACUUGAAGGGCUGCCAACUGACGGGACACUUCGGUCCUCCUUUCAGGAAGGAGAGUUAGGCUGGAAUGGUUCCUUCUUAAUGUGGCCUCUAUGGCACUCCCAUUCAGCCGUGAUCCGUGCCACUCACUUCUUGUUCCCCUGAAACCUUGGCUUUUUUUGCACGGACCAGGCUUGUGUGGCACGCUUAGACGGCCUUUUUAGCCUUUGCAAUCAAUGUGUCCUGUCCCGCCUCUGGUCCUCUUGACUCUCUCUUGAUACCGGGCUCGGUGGGUGACAUAGAUAGAUAGAUAGAAAGAGAGAGGAGAGAAUACGGUAGAUGCAGCUCAAAUUUCCGUAAGCUACUUCGCAUGCAAGUCACCAUCUCUGCAGGGGAUUCUGUGGAAGUCUUCUUUCAGAGUAAGCUAAUUCACGCGCAAUUUGCCAACUCGGUAAGGUGAGGGACCCCAUGCAUCUGUGACAUAUAAGGAAUACCUACCAGACUUAUUUAAGUGAACUUAGGUCCGACGCGAUUAUGUCGGUUUGGUAUUUCGUCGUCCAGGGUUGGAUAUUCUGUUGUAGACGGUCUAGUGCAUUAUUUAGAAAGACCUCAGCUCAGGGAGUUGAGAAGCGAUCGUUUCAGACACUUAGUGUUCAUUUUUUAAUUGUCUUGCUUAAUUUCGGUUCCUAUAUUUCAAUGCAUCAAAAUUUUCCGUUUAAAAAACAAAAUUUGCCAAUUAUCUCUACUUAUUUUGCCAUUCCUCUAUGCAUGCAUAGGCCCCGCCCGUAAAGCUUCCAUUACCACCUUUCCUAUAAGACAGCCACCUUUGGUUGGCCGUGUGUGUGUGUGUGUGUUUGGAGGCCUUCACCCGAUCGUUGCCGCACACGUACCCCCCGUCGACUAUUGCGUCUGAGCCCACCUCCAGUCAUCUUGACAUUAUUUGGGCAUCAGAGUCCAGUGGUUGGGGGGGGAUAUAGUGCAAGAGAUGCUGUGCAAGUCUGCCUCCCUAUAAACUAGUUGAGGCGCGAAUGCCCAGUGCUGCGCCCAAUCCGUGUCGUCGCUUUCGACGUCUGUGA
Messenger RNA from Spirometra erinaceieuropaei, 3976 nucleotides. The record is from the annotation of a GenBank genome assembly. Lineage: Eukaryota; Metazoa; Platyhelminthes; Cestoda; Diphyllobothriidea; Diphyllobothriidae.